Messenger RNA from Poecilia latipinna (sailfin molly), 2075 nucleotides. It is a transcript of the gene e2f5, whose product is annotated as E2F transcription factor 5. The coding region runs from base 73 to 1188 and encodes 371 amino acids. NCBI's taxonomy places the organism in Eukaryota, Metazoa, Chordata, Actinopteri, Cyprinodontiformes, Poeciliidae. Gene Ontology annotation, molecular function: protein dimerization activity; RNA polymerase II cis-regulatory region sequence-specific DNA binding; DNA-binding transcription factor activity, RNA polymerase II-specific. The transcript has 9 exons. The record is from RefSeq and is a predicted model, not a curated record. Gene Ontology annotation, biological process: regulation of transcription by RNA polymerase II. Gene Ontology annotation, cellular component: RNA polymerase II transcription regulator complex.
ACAAGGGUUGCCGUGGCAACCGUAACCCAACGUAACGUCCGUUCAUUUAAAAAGACUACAGAGGCAAUGUAAAUGCUGGUCCUGUUAAGAGAGAAGAUGGAGUUGGAAAGGACGGUGACUGUACGCUCGACCUCGAGUCGCCAUGAAAAAAGUUUGGGGCUCCUCACGAUGAAGUUUGUCAGUCUUCUGCAAGAAGCUAAGGAUGGCGUUCUUGAUUUAAAAAUGGCUGCAGACAGUUUGGCAGUGAAGCAGAAGCGGAGGAUUUAUGACAUCACGAACGUCCUGGAAGGUGUGGGGCUAAUCGAGAAGAAAAACAAGAACAUAAUCCAGUGGAGGGGGCAGAACAAUGGGAGCCCAAGUCAGGAGAUGUUGGAGCAGAUCAGAGUUUUAAAAGCCCACAUCGCUGAGCUCGAGGUUCAAGAGAAGGAGCUGGAUGACCAGAAGGCCUGGGUGGAAGAGAACAUCAAACACCUCACCCAUGAUCCAGACAUCCGUGCCUAUAAAUUUGUGACGCACGAGGACAUCUGCAAUUCUUUUAGUGGAGACACUCUUCUGGCUGUUGUGGCUCCCUCUGGAACCCAGCUGGAGGUGCCACUUCCUGAAAGGAGUAAAAGUGGUCAGAAGAAAUACCAAGUGAACCUGCGGAGCCACUCUGCUCCCAUCCAAGUGAUGCUCAUCAACAGAGAGUCCGGCUCCAGAGUCCCUGUGGUCUUUCCCGUUCCACCCACUGACAACGUUUGUCUGAUGCCAACCCCGCCCAGCACGCCCGCCAGCCUGCAGAAGCUCCCCCUCCUAAACUGUGCUGCCACUACACCCAACCCCACUUCCUCCUGCUGCAGCCAGGACUCCGUCUCCUCAGACCAGCAGAUGGUGCUGCCAGACCUUGAGGAAGAGCUCACUCCAUCUUCCACCCCCGGUGACUUGCAGAUGGAGUGUCACAGCGAGUCGGCAGCAGUCGUGUUGGAGCAGCAUCAAAUAGACCUGGAGGAUCCAGAGUUCCAGUCCGUCCUGGACGUUAGCAGCCUGCUGCGGCUCAGCGCAGGCGCUGACAGCAUGAGGGACGACCGAGAGGGAGCUGUUGACCUUAUUGAUGAACUAAUGUCUUCUAAUGGUAUAGACUACAGCUUCAAUCUGGAUGACGGUGCAGGAGUGUGUGACCUGUUUGAUGUGCAGAUCCUCAAUUACUGAUCUCUGCUGCCUGACACAACUCUGCUGCCCUCAUUUCACACGCCUCCAAGAAAUAUUUCCUGUUAUGUUGUUAUUGCACAGCCAGUACUUCAUAUUGUUGCCUUAAAAAAAACAAACAAACAAAAAAAAAACAGUCACAUCUUUAGACUGCACAGCUGUGCGCCAGACACAGCUGUGCACCAGAUACGAUACACUGGCUUUUGUCAACGACGCCUGGCACCUGAAUGCGUUCUUCAUCAGAUAUAUACAUAUUUUUAAGGAAGCCACAUGUUAUGUCUUUACUAAGACUUUAAUGGUUUUCUGGGUAAAUAAAAAAAUUCCAGACAGAUAACGUGUCUUAGAAGUAAAGUAAGAUUAAUCCUACAGCCUCAUUAUAUUUUUCCACAUUCACAGGCUUUAACACGCUUAUGACCGUGUUUUUGCCUAUUUUUCUUACUACAACUUAUUCUUUUGCGUCUGGUUUUAUUUAUUUUUUUUAUUUCAACCAAGGUUGGGAAUGUAAGCUCUUUUUUUCUUUUAAAGUAAAAGCAUCACUUGUUUUACAGUUCUGAUUCAGAAACAUCUGAUAUUUAAGGAAUAAAUGUUUUGGCAUCAUUUUGUUACCUUAUUAUUGAGGAGGGGGAGAAAGCCAGAAAGUUUUCCUUUCUAUAUUACUGACACUGCCAGGUUAGGCCUCCCUUUUUCACAGCUGUAUAUUUAACUACAUUUUAUACUUAAUUUAAGUAAUGGAAGGCUAUUUGUUCUAGUGUUUUGUAACUGAAACUAGGUUAAAUGUCUUCAUUUAAAUAACUGAGUUUGCCAUUUUUCUAAACUGAUGACUAUUCAGAGCCCUGAAUGACAUUUCUGUGUAUUUGUUUUCUAAUUAAAAGAAGUCAUGUUUCAUUGCA